Epithele typhae is the source of this 1659-nucleotide messenger RNA. RefSeq names its product hnRNP A1-gamma isoform. The transcript is spliced from 7 exons. NCBI's taxonomy places the organism in Eukaryota, Fungi, Basidiomycota, Agaricomycetes, Polyporales, Epitheliaceae. Bases 1 to 1659 code for a protein of 552 amino acids. Gene Ontology annotation, molecular function: RNA binding. The record is from RefSeq and is a predicted model, not a curated record.
AUGCCCGGUUCUCUCGACAGCGACCUCUACGACGACCUCUACGGGGACAACGAAGAGACCCGUGACGAGCCUCCCACCGACGCGGUUGACACUGCCGCACCAACGAAGACCCAGGACCCAAAGCGCGAGGAAAAACCAUCGACAAUCCCCAAGGACAGCUCACUACCGCCCAAACCCUCAGCUGAGCUCUCGUAUUCCGCCCAAAUCGCCAAACAGUUCUCCGCAUACAAGCAGACCCCCGCCCAGGAACGACAACCAUACCAGGUCUCCCCCGCCACCAAGACCAACGGUGUCGACGGCGAUCUCGACGACGCCGGUCGCCGAGCCGUGCGUCCCUCAGAGAUGAAGGAUGAAGGCAAGAUGUUUGUGGGCGGGCUCAGCUGGGACACAACAGAUGAGGGCCUCCGGAAAUACUUCUCUGAGUUCGGCGAGGUCGAGGACUGCACCAUCCUCCGCGACCAAGAAAACCGGUCGCGCGGGUUCGCGUUCCUCACCUUCAAGGAGCCCUCGUCCGUGAACGCGGUCAUGUGUCGCGAACACGUCCUCGACGGCAAAACGAUCGACCCCAAGCGCGCGAUCCCGCGCGAGGAGCACCUCCGGAACACGCGCUACUUCGUCGGCGGGCUCUCCCACGCGACGACGUCGGACUCGAUGCGCGCCUUCUUCGCGCAGUACGGCAAGGUCGUCGACUGCACGGUCAUGGUCGACCGCGAGUCCGGCCGCUCCAAGGGCUUCGGCUUCCUCGUCGGCCAGGCGAACCUCGUGCUCGACGACAAGCAGAUCGAGGUGAAGGUCGCGCAGCCACGCAGCCAGCGGGACUCCGCGCGCCCGAGCGGACGCACGAACACGCGCGAGAACGGCAGCACGUACAUCAGCCCCGACGUCCCCAGCGCGAGCAGCCCGCCCGCGAUGGGUUUCGGUGCGAACCAAGGUGCCGUCGGGCCCCAGCAGAUGUCGAUGCUCUACCAGCGCAUGAUGGGCCAGGGCAUGGGCGGGCCUAUGUCCAUGGGCAUGGGCGGCAUGGGCAUGGGUGCGAUGGGCAUGGGCGCGAUGGCCGGCAUGGGCGGCGGCAUGGGCAUGAAUCCGUCGAUGAACACCAUGGGCACCGCGGCUACCCCCAUGGCCGGCGGCGGCGAGUUCAACGCCAUGAGCGGGAACAUGGGUGGCAACAUGGGAGGCAACAUGGGAGGUAACAUGGGCGGGAACAUGGGUGGAAAUAUGGGCAUGGGCGGGCCGAUGAACAUGGGCAACAUGGGUAUGGGCGGCGGCAUGGGAGGUGGCAUGGGCGGCAUGCAAGCCAACAUGGGCCGCGGCGGCAUGGGUGGCGGCAUGGGUGGAGGCAUGGCGGGAGGUAUGGGUGGUGGUAUGGCGGGAGGUAUGGGAGGCGGUAUGGGCCACAUGGGCGCCGGGAUGGGCAACAUGGGCGCCGGGAUGGGCGGCGCGAUGCGGAUGGGCAUGGGCCCGAUGGCGAUGGCAGGGAUGGGCAUGCAGCCGUUCAUGAACAACGCGAUGGGCAUGAUGGGUCGCAACAUGGGCAUGAUGGGCGGGGCAAUGACGGGCCCCAUGGGCGGCCGCACGCGCGGCGUGCAGAUGAACGCGGGCGUCGGCCCCGCACGAAACACGGCGCGCGGACACGGCUUCCACCCCUACGCGCGAUAG